GAUUCAUUUACUGUGAAUUAAAAAAAAUAAAAAUCCUGCACAAUUCAAACCAUGCGACUACUAGAAUCUACUUCCCCAACAAACAAAACGGACCAUCCGAUUUGUUCAAUGAAAAACCGCAGGGUCCGAUUUUCAUUAUAUGAGUUUCAUCUCCUCCAAACAAAUCCAACCAUCCGAUUUGCAUAUAAAUUUUUGGAAAUAAAGAACUCGGAGGGUCCGAUUUCUCCACACCAACUCUGAUAAAAAAGCUGUCCCACAUAACUGUGUAGAACCCUAUCUUUCAUAACCCUGCAAAGCACCUACACCCCUCCAUAACCAAAAAAAUCAGCCGGUUUAUGAUUAUUACUUAUAUUUUGUGAUAUUUUGUGUGAUUACAUGAGAUUGGUGAUUAUCUUCAUGGUUCUGUAAACUGGAUUGGACCGGUUGGUCAGAUUGAUCCAACCACGAAUCGACAACAUUAACGGUCCGAUUAUGUAUAAAACCGCAGAUAAAAAAACUGUUGAAGAACUGCUGAACCGGCCGGAAAUUGGAUGGUCGGAUCGAACCGGAUCCCGGCCGGUUUACCCGAAAACGAAGCUACUCCUUCGUUUCCUUUCGCCCUUUCUUUCUUUCAUUCAAAAAGAAAUCACAGAAACUCGGCCAAAAAACCCUAGCACUGUAAGCCUACACCACCGCCGCAAGGAGUGGCAUAUUGCCGCCGUCCGUCCGUCCGUCCGUCCGUCCAAGUCUUCAACCCCUGUUCGCUGUCACCGAUCGCAGCUGCUUCCUCGAGAUCGGCGUCCGUCGUCUUUGUGUGCUCAGCCGCGCUUCCGCCGCCGUUUGUUUGCCGUUCACGUUCUCCUCUUCGUUCAGCCGUCGUCUACCUUCGCGUUCUUCGCCGUUAACGUUCGCUCGGCGUUCACCGUUCGCGUUCACUCGCCGUUCACCGUUCGAGUUCGCCUCGCGUUCGUCUGGAAGCCACGUUGCACUGCUUCAAACUCUGCGCCGAACUGCAUUCGCGUUCGUCGAACUGCUCUCUUUUGUAGCCGCCACAUGGAAGGCAGCAGCAGCAAUGGUGGUAGCGGGAAACGCGAGGAAAUUGUGGACGUUGGAUCGGUCGUUGAAGCUGUUACUGCAGAGGAAGGUGAUGCUCCCCUCUACAACGUUGAGAGCCUCUGCAUGCGUUGCGGUGAAAAUGGGAUUACAAGAUUCUUACUCACCUUAAUUCCUCACUUUAGAAAGAUUUUGUUGUCAGCUUUUGAGUGUCCUCAUUGUGGUGAGAGGAACAAUGAAGUACAGUUUGCUGGUGAAAUUCAACCGCGUGGUUGCUGUUACACUAUGCAGAUCCCAUCUGACAAUCCAAAGAUGCUUGACAGACAAGUGGUAAAAUCAGAAUCUGCUACCAUUAAGAUUCCAGAAUUGGAUUUUGAGAUUCCACCAGAGGCUCAGCGUGGUAGUCUUUCAACGGUGGAAGGCAUACUAAUGCGAGCUGCUGAUGAGCUUCAGGCCCUUCAAGAGGAGCGCAGGAAAGUGUCUCCAGAGACAGCUGAAGCCAUUGAUCAGUUCUUGGUGAAAUUGCGAGCCUGUGCUACUGGGGAGUCAGCCUUCACAUUUAUUCUUGAUGAUCCUGCUGGAAACAGCUUUGUUGAAAAUCCGUUUGCGCCAUCAUCUGAUCCAUCAUUGACUAUCAAGUUUUAUGACCGAACACCUGAGCAACAAGCAUUGUUGGGAUAUCUUGUUGAUUCUACACAGAUUGAAGGAACUCGCAACGAAGCACAAGCAGGGGGAAAUGCUGUGGUUACUGAUCAAGUGAGGGGAGAGCCACAUGGAUCUGUAGGGGCAACUGCUGGUCAUCGAGCCAUUGCACAGAGUAAUAGUUCAGAAAUUGCGGAAGCCUUAUUUCGAUACACUGCACCGGAAGAGGUGAUGACUUUCCCUUCAACUUGUGGUGCUUGUGCCACUAAGUGUGAGACUAGAAUGUUUGUCACCGAUAUUCCAUACUUUCAAGAAGUAAUUGUAAUGGCAUCCACAUGUGACUCUUGUGGCUACCGCAACUCCGAGUUAAAACCAGGUGGACGAAUUUCUGAAAAAGGCAAAAGAAUUUCACUUCAUGUGAAAAAUGUUAACGACUUAAAUCGCGAUGUAAUCAAGUCUGAUACUGCAAGUGUAAAAAUUCCUGAACUUGAAUUGGAAUUGGCAAGUGGCACCCUUGGGGGUUUGGUUUCAACUGUUGAAGGUUUGAUUACAAAAAUUAACGAAAGCCUUCAGAGGGUCCAUGGAUUUACUUUCGGUGAUAGUUUGGAUGAAAAUAGAAAAAGCAAGUGGCUAGAUUUUAAAGAAAAGCUAGACAAGCUUCUUAGCUUGGAAAAACCUUGGACUUUAAUUCUUGAUGAUGCAUUAGCCAAUUCCUUUAUAGCACCUGCAACUGAUGAUUUAAAAGACGACAAUCAAUUAACGUUUGAGGAGUAUGAGAGGUCAUGGGAGCAAAAUGAAGAAUUAGGCUUGAAUGAUAUGGAUACUUCUGCUGCCGAUGUUGCUUACGAAUCAGCAAAUAAUACUAAAGUUGAAUGAACACCGCCUCCUCUCCUCUCAUCCUGGUGGCUGCCGGAACCACCCUAAUUAAUUGAAGAGAAGAUGGAAGAAUUGAUGUGCCAGAUGAAGAAAACCAAAAAAGGAAGAAAAAUUGGUUCUUUGAUCCUCAUGUACUAGCGCUUUUUUAUUAUUAUCCAUUUUUUGAAAAAAAAAAUGCAUGCAAUCUUGCUAUUUUUCAUAUUUUUGAUAUAAUGUUUUGAGAGAGAAUCUUUAUAUAAAUUUGGUAAGCAUCUGUCUUUUUGUUUUAAGAGUUUAAUUUUGAUGCAGUGACCGUAAAAUGUUUUAGGGUCAUGUAAUUAUAUCUAGUUUUUUUUAUGACUAUUCACGCGGUUAAUGUAAAAAGUUCUUUUUGUUGAGGUGACGUUAUAUAAUUGGAAGUAAAAUUAUUAUACA
Messenger RNA from Arachis stenosperma, 2964 nucleotides. RefSeq lists its product as uncharacterized. The record is from RefSeq and is a predicted model, not a curated record. Gene Ontology annotation, molecular function: zinc ion binding. The coding region runs from base 472 to 2550 and encodes 692 amino acids. The transcript has 17 exons. Lineage: Eukaryota; Viridiplantae; Streptophyta; Magnoliopsida; Fabales; Fabaceae. Gene Ontology annotation, cellular component: cytoplasm; nucleus.